AUGAUGUUGACGGUGGCAAAAGGACCAACAACUUAUGAGGAAAUCAGGACCGUGGAUAACAUCCAGUAUGAUACAUUCAGAGAUGCAUGCUUUGCAAUGGGAUUUCUUGAAGACGACAAAGAAUACAUAGCUGCUAUAAAGGAGGCAAGUCAUUGGGGGAAUGGUCAUUUUCUUCGAAAACUGUUUGUUAUCAUGCUUUUGUCUGGUGCUGUUAAUCGCCCUGCACAUGUUUGGGAACAAACUUGGCUCCUAUUAUCUGAUGAAUUGGUCCUCACACAAGAAGAGUUGCAAAAUUUGACUUUAAUAGAAAUUGAGAAACUGCUUCAAGCAAAUAGAAGGACACUAAAGGAUUUUAGUCCUAUUCCAUAUCCGGAUGCUUAUGUUCUUGAACAGUUGGGAAACAGGCUCAUAUAUGAUGAGCGUAAUUAUGAUACAGCGUCAAUGAACUCAGAAUUUGAAAAUCUGUUUGCUGCUCUUACAGAUGAGCAAAGAGGUAUUUAUGAAAAAAUCAUCCACGCUGUGGAGUCUCAGAAACCUGUCGUUUUCUUCCUUCAUGGUUAUGGUGGUACCGGAAAGACAUAUAUGUGGAGAACACUCGCAGCAGCUUUAAGAUCAAAACACGAUAUAUGUUUAACUGUUGCAACUAGCGGUAUAGCAUCAUUGUUACUUCCAGGAGGUAGAACUGCACAUUCAAAGUUCAGGAUACCGGUACCAACUAUGGACAAUUCUACUUGCAAGGUUGAAUUCAACGAUGAUGUUGCAGACAUGUUACGACAGACAAAGCUUAUAAUAUGGGAUGAGGCACCAAUGGCGCAUAAGUAUGCAAUAGAAUCGCUUGACAGAACUUUGAAAGAUAUUAUGAGUGCAAACAAAAAUUUAACUGAUGUAUUUGGUGGAAAGGUUGUUGUUUUCGGUGGCGAUUUCAGACAGAUUUUACCUGUCGUCCCCAGAGGCAGUCGUUUUGAUAUUGUACACUUCAACAAUGCAGGAGAGAUUCGUGACUACUAUAGCGCAAAUUCAGUUGACAAGUCUGAGAUUCAUGACCCAGCAGUAGUUGAUAUCCUCACGCCAGAAUUUCUAAGUUCCCUCCUAACAUCAGGUUUGCCAAACCAUCACUUAAAACUAAAGGUUGGGACACCUAUAAUGCUCAUGAGAAAUAUAGAUCAAUCUGAAGGUUUGUGUAACGGCACAAGGCUGUGUAUAACAAAGAUGGCAGCGCAUGUACUCGAGGCUUCAAUAAUGGGCGGUAAAGGUUUGGGAAAUUUGGUUUACAUACCUCGAAUGGACAUGUCACCAUCCCAAUCACCAUGGCCAUUCAAACUGAAUAGGAGACAGUUCCCUAUUAUAGUUUCCUAUUCUACGACAAUCAACAAAUCACAGGGACAGUCAUUGGAUAACGUUGGUUUGUACUUACCAAGAGAUGUAUUCACACAUGGCCAGAUUUAUGUCGCAUUGUCAAGAGUCAGGGACAGUCAUUGGAUAACGUUGGUUUGUACUUACCAAGAGAUGUAUUCACACAUGGCCAGAUUUAUGUCGCAUUGUCAAGAGUAA
Messenger RNA from Vicia villosa (hairy vetch), 1551 nucleotides. RefSeq lists its product as uncharacterized. The coding region runs from base 1 to 1551 and encodes 516 amino acids. Gene Ontology annotation, biological process: DNA repair; telomere maintenance. Gene Ontology annotation, molecular function: DNA helicase activity. NCBI's taxonomy places the organism in Eukaryota, Viridiplantae, Streptophyta, Magnoliopsida, Fabales, Fabaceae. The transcript is spliced from 4 exons. The record is from RefSeq and is a predicted model, not a curated record.